Molecule: messenger RNA, 3312 nt
Organism: Labrus bergylta (ballan wrasse)
Lineage: Eukaryota; Metazoa; Chordata; Actinopteri; Labriformes; Labridae
Gene: sardh
Product: sarcosine dehydrogenase
Cellular component (GO): cytoplasm; mitochondrial matrix; mitochondrion
Molecular function (GO): protein binding; sarcosine dehydrogenase activity
Source: RefSeq, a predicted model, not a curated record
CUACAACUGGCAGUUUGGUGACAGCUUGUGAACCUCUGCAGCUGGGCCACACUUUAAAACUUGAUUUCUCUGUGUCAAACACCAAUUUUCCGGCUAUUUCUGCGCCUAAAAAUAAGAUAUUUUUUUUGCAAAAAAAGAUAUCUUGCAUCGAUCGCAUUGACCCGGGCAAGACUUGUGACACGCGAAGUGUAAGGGCCAUGGCCUUCCUCGGGAGCACAUUGCGGCGGAUGGUGACGGCAGUGCGGCCUCCACGCUCUCCCUUGUGCCGGACACCUGCUCGCUCCUGCAGCUCUGAGCCCACCAAAGAAAAAAGUGUCCCCUAUGAGAAGACACUCAAACAGAACGAUAGAGCCUCCUCUGGACCCACUAAACCUUUACCUAGAUCAGCAGAUGCGGUGGUGAUCGGAGGAGGCAGUCUGGGCUGUCAGACCAUCUACCACUUGGCUAAAAUGGGGAUGACCAAUGUAGUUCUGCUGGAGAGAGACAGACUUACUGCCGGCACCACCUGGCACACUGCAGGCCUGCUGUGGCAGCUGCGGCCCAGUGAUGUCGAGGUCGAGCUCUUGGCUCACACGAGAAAUGUGAUCAGCAAAGACCUGGAGGAGGAGACGGGUCUCCACACAGGCUGGAUCCAAAAUGGAGGACUCUUCAUCGCCUCCAACAAGCAGAGGCUGGACGAGUACAAGCGCCUCAUGUCGCUGGGUAAAGUUUAUGGUAUCGAGUCUCAUGUCCUGUCACCUGCUGAGACCAAGGACCUGUAUCCUCUGAUGAACGUCGAUGAUCUGUAUGGAACCCUGUAUGUACCUAAAGAUGGCACCAUGGACCCAGCCGGCACAUGCACCACCUUGACCAGAGCUGCAUCCGCCCGGGGAGCCACGGUGAUCGAGAACUGCCCCGUGACUGGUAUCCAAGUACGCGCAGAUGACCUGGGAAUAAAGAGAGUGAAGGCAGUGGAGACCGCCCAUGGGACCAUUGAGACGCCCUGUGUGGUGAACUGUGCAGGUGUGUGGGCCACCAAGCUGGGUGAUAUGGCCGGAGUCAAGGUGCCGCUUAUCGCCAUGCAUCAUGCUUAUGUGGUGACAGAGAGAAUUGAAGGUAUACAGAACAUGCCAAACGUCAGGGACCACGACGCAUCUGUGUACCUGCGUCUCCAAGGUGACGCUCUGUCCGUGGGAGGCUACGAAGCCAACCCCAUCUUCUGGGAUGAGGUGUCUGAUAAGUUUGCCUUCAGCCUGUUCGAUCUGGACUGGGAUGUAUUCACGCAACAUAUUGAGGGUGCAAUCAACAGAGUUCCAGGUCUUGAGCAGACCGGCAUCAAAUCCACUGUCUGUGGACCAGAAUCGUUCACAGCAGACCAUAAGCCGCUAAUGGGAGAAGCGCCAGAGGUCAGAGGUUUCUUCCUUGGCUGUGGCUUCAACAGCGCUGGUAUGAUGCUGGGAGGUGGUUGUGGCAGAGAGCUGGCUCACUGGAUCAUACAUGGCCGCCCUGAGAAGGACAUGUACGGCUAUGACAUCAGGCGUUUCCACAACUCGCUUACAGACAACCAGCGCUGGAUCAGAGAGAGAAGCCACGAAUCCUACGCCAAAAACUACUCCGUGGUGUUCCCCUUUGAUGAGCCGCUGGCCAGCCGAAACAUGAGGAAGGACCCCUUCCAUCAGGUGUUGACGGAGCAGGGCUGCGUGUUCCAGGAGAGACACGGCUGGGAAAGACCUGGCUGGUUCAACAAAGACGCGCCUGCUCCUGUUAAAGACUAUGAUUAUUAUGGAGCUUAUGAUAACAAGAGGAACGUGAACUACAAAUACAAUGAACUGCUGGGCAAAGAGUACACCUUUGACUUCCCUCCACAUCAUGACGUGAUUAAGAGCGAGUGCCUCUCAUGUAGACACGGCGUGGCUGUGUUUGACAUGUCCUACUUUGGAAAGUUCUAUCUCUCCGGACCAGAUGCCAAGAAGGCGGCUGAUUGGCUGUUUACCGCUGAUGUCAACAAGAAGCCAGGCUCCACUGUGUAUACCUGCAUGCUGAAUAAGAGAGGAGGGGCGGAGGCUGACCUGACAGUAAGCAGGCUGGAGGCCGGCGCUGCCAACCUGCCACUGGCACCGGAGUCUAAUGGUGACGUGUACUACCUGGCCAUCGGAGGAGGUGUAGCCGAACACAACUGGAACCACAUCAGAACCGUUCUUCAGGAUCAAGGCUUUCACUGCCGGCUGACGGACCACUCUGAGGACAUGGGGAUGAUCAGCAUCCAGGGACCCAAGAGCCGGGAGGUCCUUCAGGAGGUGUUGGACACAGACCUGAGCAACGAUGCUUUCCCCUUCUCCACCCACAAAGUCGUCAAGGCAGCAGGGCAUUGGGUGCGAGCCAUGCGUCUGUCAUUUGUUGGAGAGCUCGGCUGGGAGCUGCACAUUCCCAAAGACUCCUGUCUUCCUGUCUACCACGCCGUCAUGGCCGCCGGUGCAAAGCACAGCAUCAUCAACUCAGGCUACAGAGCCAUCGACUCGCUCAGCAUAGAGAAAGGCUACAGACAUUGGCACGCUGACCUUCGCCCUGAUGACACACCCCUGGAGUCAGGAUUAGCCUUCACCUGCAAACUGAAGAGUUCAAUCCCCUUCCAGGGCCGUGAUAGGCUGGAGAAACAGAAGGAGGAGGGGCUAAGGAGACGCAUCGUCUGCUUCACCAUUGACGAGAAAAUCCCUAUGUUCGGUCUGGAGGCCAUAUUCCGUAAUGGUGUUCCCGUUGGUCACCUGCGGCGUUCUGACUAUGGCUUCUUUAUCGACAAAACUAUCGGCUAUGGAUACAUCCGCAGCCCAGAUGGAGGAGUGGUGAGUGCUGACUUCAUAAAGAGCGGCGACUUUACACUGGAGAGGAUGGGAGAGACGUACAAGGCCAAGGCCCACCUCAGAUCACCCUUCGACCCUGAGAAUAAACGCGUCAAGGGCAUCUAUGCUUAAGAAGGACCACACAUCUGAAAAACCGAUGAGAAAACAUGCUGCUGUUGGAGAUCUGAGGCUGAGAGAGGUGCUACUUAUUAACAUGCUGAUGCAUCAGUCUUAAUUUGUACCUCUCUGUGAAAUGCUGGGUAACUGGAGUAGUAAUAAUUCUGUUCAUUAAAAUUGUGUAAUUUGUAUCUUUAAUUAGCUUUGUAUCGGUAAUAUCUGUAACAAGAUAUUAAAGAGGAGCUGCCAUAAAUCUAACAAGGGUGGGGCAUGUUAGCUGUAGGGUCCCAUGAGGUGAAGGGCCUCUACUUAAGAGCCUGUGCUUAAAGUGAAAGUGAAAAGUGUUUACAUUUCUCGUUGGGAGUCAUAUGAAGUGAUG